GAAAGCUCAACAAAAACAUUUAAACCUCCAAUCAAACAAUGAUUGGCGUAAAAUGAGUUAUGACUCAAAAAAUUAAAACAAAGAAGUUUAAAUAUUGGUGCCCGAUUUAUACUUUCUUUAGGUAUAGGCUACUUAGUUUGUGUCGCCCAGGUCCUGAGUGCCUACUUUGGCUGGAGCUAAACAAAAUUGAUAAACUUAGAGUGCAGCUAUGUGUGAGACACUUCAACCUAUAAAGGAUCAAUUAUUAGGUAUUGAAAAUGAAAUUACUGGAAAAAAUGAAAAUAAUGAACAAUAUGAAUCAGGAAAGCCUACACUUCUUGAUAUGCCUGUUGAGAUAAUAUUAAAAAUAUGCUCUCUUCUAGAUGCCAUUUUUAAAAACACUGUCAGUAAAGUAUGUCAAAGAUUUGAAAACAUAUUAGCAGAUAAUCACCUUUGGAAAUAUUGGGUUCAUAGUAAAAUUAAAGGAUGUUUUCCAACACUACCUCAGUUGGAAAUAUGGGAAGAAGAGCCAAUAGACUGGGAAGAAGUUUGUGUAGAGAUGGAUGUGGAAAGAAUGAAAUGGUCUGAUGUCAAGUCCACAACAAGGCAUAUUGUUGUAAAGGAUGUGCAUUUUGCUUCAGUGGACACUGUUUUAUUAGUUAAUAAUGGUGAAAUGUGUAUAUCGGGUGGAAGAGACCGCGGAAUGGCACUGUGGAAUGUGCUGGAAGUCGGUCCACACGAUCAGAGUGAUAAUAUCACCACAUUUACGGAUACCAAGCCUAAGCUCAUAAGGCAUGACGCUCACUCAGGUUGGGUGUGGGACUUGGCCCCAGAUGAUAUUAACUCAACUACCAAAAUAUAUUCCGCUUCAUGGGACAAUACUGUAAAAGCGUGGGACUUAGCUGCUGGACUUGAAUGUAUACAGAUCUUCAAGUGUGGAAUGUCAGCAUUAUCUUUAGUGACUAUUGGUAAUGAAAUUAUGACUGGUUUGUAUUCUAAAAAAGUAUUAUCAUUUGACUUACGUGCAGGAUCAGGGCCGACCUACUCCUAUAAACCACACAAAGGACCUGUAUUAGCACUGCACGCAUACAAUAACUUGAUCGCAUCUGUCAGCGAAGACAAAACACUUGCUAUUUGGGACCGAGUUGCUGGGAAGCUGCUGCACAGUGAUGUCAGAAUACCCACAGAUAAAGCUUACCCAGUGUGUAUAAGUUGGAGCCCAGCUGCAUUGUACAUAGGUGAUUCUAAAGGCUGCUUGCAUCUCUUUCACCCAGAAACUCAAUCGUUUAAAACUCACGAGAUGUGGCCCGAGCCGCCUAUAAUAAAACCGUCUAGCAAGAUAACAGGUUGCUACCAAAGCAAGGGAAACAUGAUUGUCUGUUCAGACCGAGGAGACAUAAAAUUCUUAUACAACUCUUAUCCCCCACAAGAAUAUGCGAGUGUCAAAAGCAGUACAUUUGAUGUGACACAGUUGCGGUACUUGAACGGUGUGCUGGUUAUCGGCACUUGUGACUCGGCCCUGGAGUUUUGGGUUCCGAACGAGAGAUAUUCAGAUCUGUCAUCGUGAUAAACAACUCAUAACUUUGUAACUACAUAAUAGUAUAUUAAUAUAUU
Molecule: messenger RNA, 1593 nt
Organism: Manduca sexta (tobacco hornworm)
Lineage: Eukaryota; Metazoa; Arthropoda; Insecta; Lepidoptera; Sphingidae
Product: F-box/WD repeat-containing protein 9-like
Cellular component (GO): preribosome, large subunit precursor
Molecular function (GO): protein binding
Source: RefSeq, a predicted model, not a curated record